This is a messenger RNA of Patella vulgata (common limpet), 2103 nucleotides long. RefSeq names its product 3-ketodihydrosphingosine reductase. Lineage: Eukaryota; Metazoa; Mollusca; Gastropoda; Patellidae. Bases 79 to 1086 code for a protein of 335 amino acids. The transcript has 9 exons. Gene Ontology annotation, molecular function: 3-dehydrosphinganine reductase activity. The record is from RefSeq and is a predicted model, not a curated record. Gene Ontology annotation, biological process: sphingolipid biosynthetic process. Gene Ontology annotation, cellular component: endoplasmic reticulum membrane.
ACGGUCGGAAGCUCAGGUUGUGUACAGUACUCAUGCAGUAGGCAUAAAAACAAGAGACGUGGAACUCAAUCAAGAAACAUGAUUUCUUGGUGGAUAAUUUUGGCAAUAUUUAUGAUAUUUUUGAUCAUACUAUAUUUUGCUUCUCCUUUAAUUACACCAAAAGCGUUGAAAUUGCAAGGUUCACAUGUCUUGGUAACUGGUGGGUCUAGUGGUAUUGGUAAAGCUUUAGCUAUAAAUGUAGCUAAAAGAGGAGCAAAUAUAACCCUUCUUGCAAGAAAUAAAAGUAAAUUACAAGAAGCCAAGGUAGAAGUUGAGAAACAUUUUUUAAAUAAGGAUUCUCAGAGUGUCAUAUGUAUAUCUGUUGAUAUUUCUAAAGAUUAUGAAGCUGUUGAAAAAGCAGUCCAACAGGCUGAAGACAAAUUUGGACCCGUAGCACUUUUAGUGAACUGUGCUGGUACGUCCAUGACUGGUGUGUUUGAAGAAAUUCCACCCAGUGAAUUUAAAAGAAUGCUAGAUAUAAAUUAUCUAGGCAGUGUAUAUGUGACACGGGCUGUGGUACCCAGUAUGAAGAAACAACAACAGGGUCGUAUAGUAUUUGUUUCUUCACAGGCUGGACAAUUAGGUCUGUUUGGUUAUACAGCAUAUUCAGCAUCAAAAUUUGCAUUAAGAGGUUUAGCAGAAGCACUACAGAUGGAGUUGAAACCAUAUCAUAUUCGUGUCACAUUAGCUUUCCCACCAGAUACUGAUACACCAGGUUAUGCUGAAGAACAAAAAUCUAAACCAAAAGAAACACAUCUAAUAUCAGAAGUAGCUGGGCUAUUUUCCCCUCAUGAAGUGGCUAAAUCGAUUAUUGAAGAUUCUACUCAUGGUAAAUUUUUUAGUUAUAUGGGAUUAGAUGGCUACAUGUUAUCAUGUUUAACAUGUGGUAUGUCACCAGUUAUAUCAAUGAUGGAUGCUACACAACAGGUUGUCACAUCUGGCAUAUUUAGAGUUAUUUCCCUUUUCUACCUGGAUUACUUUGAUAGAAUUGUGCAAAAAUGUAAACUAGAGAGAGAAAAUAUCAAAGAAGACAAGAAAACAUCAUGAUUAUAUGAAUGUGUGCUUUAAUAUUUAUAAGACAUUUGUAUUUCAUUGUGUUUCUUUGCCUUUCACCACUGUGUAUUAUUUAAGAACUAGUGGUAAAUGAUGACAUUUCAUAUUUCAACAUUGAUUCUCAUGUCACAGGUCCAAUCUAUCCAUUGUCUACAAAUGAUAGUGAUAUUGCAGACAUUUUUAGUGUGUUGCCUAAGAGACAGAUUGCCAAAUUUAAAUGCACACACAGAUCUGGCAGUGAACAAACUUACUCAAAUCUAAUAUUUAAUGUAUAAAUUAUUUUUGCUCCUAAGGUCUUCAUUUAUUUUAAGUUCUGAAUAAAUAAUUAUGGAGAUUGAGAAAGGUUAGAAAUUUAGUAUGGCUUAACACAGAUGUCAUGUAGGCCUGGGAGCACUUCAGAUUUUAGAGUCUCUUAACAUAAAAAAAAAAUUACAUGAUAAAUAAAAUCAGUAAACUAAAAUGAAUGAUAAACAGCAUUUGUUUAAAAAUAAUAUAAGGUACUGGGCCCUUAUUCACGAAAACUUAAACUAAGUUACAACCAAAAUUUUAAGAAAUACUACAACUUCAUUGGAUAUAUGCAAAUUGAUUUUACUGGUCUGCUAAUCGAAUUGCAGUAUUUCUUAAAAUUUCGAUUGUAUCUUAGUUUAAGUUUUCGUGAAUAAGGGCCCAGGUUAUAUAAGAAUAACUUUGACCUUGUGUACAUUACAAAUCUUGUCAGAUAAACCUCAGAUGCAAUUUUGGUGCACCCUGUCUUCCUAUUAACUGGUACACCUGGUAAAUAUUUAAAAAUAUUGAAAUUAAUUUGAUUAAUUUAUUACAUUUUGUUAUAGGUGUAUUAUUUAUUGUAUCUUCACUAAUUCUACUUAUUUAAGUAGAACCAUUAUUGGUAUACUUAUGUUUCUAUGCAAGAACAAUGUAUUAUGUAAAAUAUUAUGCAUAAUUAUAAUGGAGAAUAAACUAACACAUGUAUAUUUAUAAUGGGACAAUAAAUCAUUUUCUUAUAAAUUGUAA